AAAUACUUACGUCUUUCUUAUUGGUUUAGACUCGCCCCCCCUACUAUGGAAAAAAUUAAUGUUGGAUUAGCAAUCAAGCCUUGGCUAUUAAACCAAUCAGAUUGUACUUAGGAGUCUGAGUCAUUUUAGACUAGUGAUAACGAUGUCGGAUAAAGGUUAUUGGUCAGUGUGGCUUUCGCAUUGCAUAGCAGACUAGCACGGAAAGUAUUUACAUAUUUGCAAGUUUACGCUCAGGCAGAUUUUCACGUGGAAUAUGGGUGGGAGAUCAGGCAAGUUCGUGGUACCUCAUACAGCAGAGAAGACCGAAGACAGUCUUCGUAAACCUUGUAACAAGCUUGACGAAAACACCACUUUUUGACCCGAUGUAAUUUCUAAGAAAAGCAAAUUCUUAUUUGGUUCACAUUCCCCUGUACGGAGUGAAAACAUUAAAAAUGACUGGUAUGCCUUCAAAUCAGUUGUAGUAACUCAGAUCCAUAAGUUAUCUCAAUCUUAUCUGUCCGUAAUGUCUUAUUCAUUUCCUGUAAUUGCCUGUACUUGUCCUUCCCCUUGGUCUCUUUCUGCGUUGAUGCAGUGUGGAAACUUCCGUAUUUGACGUCUGAAGUAGUAUCACGAAUAACAUUGAUAUUAUAGUAUACGAAAGGAACAGGUAUUUGAAUUGUUAUCAACUAUCAGUUUUCUGUGUUGCUAAUAAUCUUGUCAGUAAUCCUAUUUAAUAAUGUGUUGUGUCAGCGCUCACAUAAUUGACCUCUAGUAAGUUUAAGGUUAAGCUAAUGUUGUAGUUUCCGUAUCUCCAUAUAAACUUCUGAUCUGUGGGUUUCAUCCUUAUUUUUUUCUCACUUCUGGAUGAUAUGGUAGAUCAGAAAUUUUUACCAUACCAAACAUGCCUUAUAAUUAAGUAAAAUACAUCUUUACUCAAAAUGACGUUACUAGUGCUUGUGUAACACCGAUAGCGUUUAAUUGCUCUUUGGCGAUUCCCUUUAAUAUGUAUGAAAUAACCAAGUAAUCUUUGAUAAUAUCUUGAUAAAUUCUUGGUAUUCUCCUGCUCUCUCAUCAAUCAAUAUUAAUGUGGAUCAGUGCGUAACUGUUAUGCUAUUCUCAAUUACAACCAAGUAGAUACUAAAACAAUUAACGGCUAUGCUGGAUCUAUUUUGCUGCAAUCGUAUUUUAUGUUUCGCUAUUCCAAUGUCAGUCUUCUUUAGCUUCAUCAUAGAUCUGCUGAAAAAAUUGGACCCAAUAUAUUUUCGUAAAAGUUUGAGAUCCCUUUAUAAAAAAAGGCAAUGUAUAAUGCAUUUGUGGCCUAAUAACUGCACAUGGAUAUCGAGGAUUUAGAAUUGUCCGAUAGACGUCUGUCGAUUACAUUACUGUAGUUUUGCAGUCAUAGUGCCAUCGAAUUCCAACUAUUGGAUCCAAGGUUCAAUUAAUCUCCGUGUUUGGUCUAAGCAACUGAGUAUUAGUCACUAGCUCACACGAAAAUAUGGCUUAAAAGUGAUUAUGAAAAGUUGCAUCUCAUUCGAAAUCUACAUGUUCUCUUUCAGUUAAAUACAACUUAAUUAUCCCUAAAUUUCUCGUUCAUAUUUCUCCGCUGUUUUUUCAGGAUGCUGUUGAGCAAGUUAAAGCGUUGGAUAGCGAACAGUCAGUUCAACACACAGAUGAUGUUAUGCUCGAAAAUGGUCACAAAGAGAGGUGUUCCCCGGAAGAAAACCAUGAACAGGCAAACGGCGAUGUGACGAAGUCAGACGUCCCACAGAAUGAAGAUGCAAAACGGACCAAGAAAGGAAACCCGAUAUCACGAAUUUUACGACGUAUAUCCAGAAAAGGCUCUAAUCUUAAAAAACACUCUACCGACAACACUUGUGAAAAACCCGAGGAUACUAAUAAUGACGAAAAACAAGAAGUUACCACAACUGAAGCACAAUCUCCUGAGUGCACAGCAAAUAGUAAUGUGGAUCCCACUUCAGAUAGUCCUGUCCUACUAGUUGCAGACAACCUAGUUCAAGAUGUUAUCAUUUCUGCCACUCAAACUCGUUUGGAAGAAAUCCAAGUCUGUGAAGUGAGACCGUAUGAAGAAAAUUAUAGUCACACUGAGACAAAAAAUGAUACUCAAGAAUCACUCUCCGAGGUAGAAAUUUCACAUGUCAGUUCUUGUGUCAAUGAAUCUUAUGUAAAUGGUGAACCUGUAAACGAAAGUAUAGACAAAUCUGAAGAUGUUCUGGUAAAUGGUGUUCAUGCACAUGAAGAGGUAAAUCUUUUUUCUUUGUUUUGUCUUGUUUUUUUCCAAGUUUUCGUAUUAUAAAUCACAAUUACUUAUGCCUAAUCACAAAACUAGUGAACCUUCAAUGAUUACAACGAAAGUAUCAUUGAACUACAUCCUCUGACGUAUGUCCUGGCAUUGCUUGGCAUGGUCCUUCGAAUUCAAUCCAGCUAGUUCUAGAUUCGCAACAAACCGCAAGCAUUGUAUUGUACUAUAAAAUUCUUUUAUAAUUACUUAUUAUGGACUAUAAAGCAUACGAAACCUUUCCAGGUUACUUAAACCCCUAAUAAUUUAAUACGUCAAUCUUUAGUGAAAGUAUGUAAUUUAUGGAAUCAGAAUAGUCCGUUGUGAGCUACAAUUUGCUGGUUUUUCAUGUAAUUUCUUUCGUUGUACAAAAGUGUCGAUGUGUUGUGUGCUCACAACAUUGUCAUUUCUCUCAUCGUAUUUCGUCCCAAAAAUUUCAUACAGCAUACGGAUAUGUCACAUUGAAUAAAACUAUCGUUUUUAUUACUUUAUUUCUGUUUCUGAUUGUGUAGGUGAAUGGUGUUGAUUGCAACAAUGCCAAUGGAUAUGUUGAUGAUAACGUAAUCCAGUCUAAGCUAGCAAAUCUGGAACUGAUUAACGGACAUUCUGAAGUUAAUGGAUUUCAUUAUGAAACAAAAAACUCAGUGAUGGUAUCUAAUGAUUACUAAGAGCAUGACAAUGUUUACAUCUAUUUUGUUAAGCAACUUUACAGUUCAUCUUACAAGUCAAAUAUUUUUCACCCCUCUGUAAUAAAAUUGAUUGUCUUUUUCUUUUGGAUAUUGUCUUACUAAUUGUUUUCUACAUGCAUCCGGACGUUCCGGUCAUAUCACAUAAUAAUACUAGGUGAGAUUACUGUUUUGAUUAUUUAUCUAUUUCUAAAUUUAUACACCUGAAGCGCAUUAAUUACUUUGGAUUACUAAAUGUGAUAAUUUAAUAAAUACAUAAAUUAUAAAUGAAUAAUGCUGUUAGAUCAUAAGGAGACCUGUCCGAAGACAUGCUUCUUUAUUUACCUUGCUGAAAAAAGCUGUAACAUCGCUACCACAUUGUUACUUCCCGAAAUAUUCCUGGCGUGAGUGAAUAAGUGGUAGGUUUGUUUAGAAUAUAUUGAGAUAAACGUGAUAGGUUGGGGGAUUGCAUUGUACGUCAGUCACAAGUCAAUGAAUAGUGACAUUUUCAUAACAAAACUUACGAUCAAGUAAUCCAGUUAUUGGAAAAUGACCCCAGUUAAAAGAUCACAGUCUCCGCUCCAUUUUGAUAUACUAGGCUGUCAUGGAAUCAAUCGACAACAAUAAACGUUACACAGAUUAUUUCCAAAAGGCGCACUUUGAGGACAAUAUUGUCUAACUUUAUGCGCCAGGUAUUAUUUAGCAAGGAUUUUGUGGUAAAAUUUAAAUCACAACGUAACUGAACUUGUCCCUGACUUAUUAAUUUUGUCUCCUGACAGGCAUCAAAGUUAUUGGAUGUCUUAAUUGUGGCAUUCACGUAGACAUCAUAGUAUAAGUAGUAGCAGCGUUUGAUUUGCUUGCAUGUAUCGCAUUUGAGUCGAACGCUCCCAAAAUCUGUCCAUUUGAUAAUUAUAACAUUAAAAAUUUUGAUAGUUUUUUACUUCUAUUUAAUCUCAUACAAUGCAUGUUACUAGUGUUAUUAUAAAGAGCAAAAUAAACUGUUUAGAAUGUUAAUUUGUUAAUGUGUUUCACGCGGUAGUUACUUGUAUUAGUGCUCAUUUUGUAAGUUUUGCUUUCUAGUGACAUAGUCCUCGAUAUGAUUUACAUUGUUACGUUUUCUUUCUUAUUUAGUGGUAUUCAUCAACAAAACGAUCAAUGUAUGCUACAUACACACGUUUGGUACAAACAAUUGUAUUCAGUUAAUUUCUUUCUUUACUGAACUGUUACUAAAAUUCUGUUCAAAUACCUUACCUUUUAUCCUCACUAUAUCUGUAAAUCUGUAUCCAGGAUUAAAACAAUGGUUUCAAAUAAAUGCUUACAUUUCAUAAUUGUUAAUAUCGACAAGUUUUCUACUUGGUUUUACUUUACAUUACUCUUCUCCAAAUCUGCUUUUGACUGCUUUUAGAGACCUCUUGUAUUUGGAUAUGACUUUAUUUUUGGCUUUUCAAAAAUCAUGUUUUAAUAAUACGAUCUGGUCAAAUAUAUAAUCGUAAAGUUUUCAUCGACAAUCUUAUGUCCAACUUUCUUUUAGGAAAUCAUUGCCCUAUUUCAUUCAAAAUAAUGUCACAUUGAUUUAACCAUUAUUAUUGAUUUUAAAUGUACGAAAUAUUUUAAAACACUUGUCCUUAUUUAUUCAGAAUUUUUGGGGGUAAAGAAAGUUUGAAGCAAUUUAAGUUUCCUGGCUUCAGUAACAUGGUCAGUGUUGCUGUACCUAUUCCGAUUUGAAUUCCUUAAGUACAAAUGCUUUUGUUUUGGACUACAGAAUUUAAAGGUUAUAGAAAUUUGUAAUUAUUAAAUUCAUUAGUUAGUGAGUUGCUGUUAUUAAUAACAGACUUAUUAAAAGGCAUUAGGGAGGAAGGUUUGUUGUUACGCUGUCGAGUUGGAAACCCAGAAUCCUUUUUAACUAACUUGGGAUUUUUGAGGGGUCCUAUUGUUUUCUCUUAAAUUCUGUAUAUUAUCCUCGACUAAUCUAGAGAAACUUGAGUAGAACUUUGUUCCUGAAUUCAGAAGAUAGACCUUUGCUUUCUAAAU
Molecule: messenger RNA, 4971 nt
Organism: Schistosoma curassoni
Lineage: Eukaryota; Metazoa; Platyhelminthes; Trematoda; Strigeidida; Schistosomatidae
Source: the annotation of a GenBank genome assembly